GUGCUUUUGAAUGUCACUUCCUGUUUUGUCAUCCGCAUGAAGAGAGCCAACGAAGUUAUCGUCGAAGUUAAAAGUGUUUUCUCUAUAAUCAUAAACCAUCCAAUCAAGAAACUUCAAGAUAUAAGUUUCACUCUUAGCUCACAAGCGGGCAAAAGUGAAACCCUGAUAUCAAUGAGUGCAUUAAACAUCUGCGAAUAAAAGGAACCUCAGCCUUCGCAUUGUGACAAAGGGGCGGCACACAGAGAGAGAGAGAUUGCUUCAUGUGUAAAACCAGAGUAUAAAAACAGGCACCAGAGAAUCAUCACAGCACAACUUCACUGGGAAAUGGCCACUGCAGGAAAGGUGAUUAAAUGUCGGGCUGCUGUUGCCUGGGAGCCCAAUGCGCCUCUGGUAAUAGAGGAAAUAGAAGUCGGCCCACCUCAGGAAGGAGAAAUACGAAUUAAGAUUGUAGCUUCAAGUCUGUGUCACACCGAGAUGUUCCACCUGUUUGAAGGGAAGGACAAGCGGGGUUUUCCCACUGUCCUGGGACAUGAGGGCGCUGGUGUGGUGGAGAGUGUGGGACCUGGAGUCACUGAUUUCAAACCAGGUGAUAAGGUCAUUCCAGUCUCGGUCGCUCAUUGUGGAGAAUGCAGGUUCUGCAAGAGUCCAAAAACAAACUUGUGUGAACGCAGCUGGAUAAAUGAUCACGUCGAUUUGAUGUCGUAUCCCACAACAUGUUUCACUUGCCGUGGUCAGCCCAUCCUGCAGUUCACAAGCACCGGUACCUUCUCUGAAUACAUCGUCAUCAACCAGAUUUAUGUGGUCAAGAUUCAUGAUGAUGCCCCUCUCGACCGUGUGUGUCUGCUCGGCUGCGGCAUCCCUACCGGUUAUGGAGCUGCUGUCAACACGGCUGGGGUCACACCAGGCUCAGUGUGUGCAGUGUUUGGACUGGGUGCAGUAGGUCUGGCUGCAGUCAUGGGCUGUAAAAACGCCGGAGCCUCCCGCAUCUUUGCUGUGGAUAUUAAUGAGCAGAAGUUUGAGAAGGCAAAGCUCUUUGGUGCCACUGAUUUUCUGAAUCCGAAGGCAUAUGAUAAACCCAUCUCUGAAGUACUGGCAGAACUUACUAAUGGAGGAGUGGAUUUCUCAAUUGAGUGUGUGGGCAACCCUGAAGUAAUGAGAGCUGCACUGGAGUCAUGUAUUAAAGGUUGGGGUGUGAGUGUUUUGGUUGGCUAUACUGAUGUAGACUUUUCAGCGCGGCCAAUUCAACUCAUAUCUGGGAAAACCUGGAAGGGAACCCUAUUAGGAGGUUAUAAGAUCAAGGACUCUCUUCCAAAACUGGUUAAUGACUACAUGACUGGCAAAAUAAUGGUUGAUGAGUUCAUAACCCACAAAAUGGAUCUGGAGCAAAUCAACGAUGCCAUCAACCUCAUGAAAACUGGACAAUGCAUUCGAUGCAUCCUGAACAUAUCCAAAUGAGAAUCAAGUCAUCUCCAAUCAACUUCUACGCCACAGUUUGAGACAACCAGAUGGGAACAGAUCGCUCAGACUUAACGCAGACACACUCAAUACUAGUUUAAAGUACUGUAACUAUUUCUGAAAGUUGUAGAAAGAAAUCUUCUGCCUGGCUAAAAAUUAGAUUGUUUCACCAAAAAGCAACAAUUCAAUACGGACGAAUCUCUUGGAUGAUCUUAUGAACUGCUUUCAUAAGUCAUUGUUUAAAUUUCAUUCAUUUAUUUUUUAAUGAUUGACAGAUUUUCGGCAUUUGUUGUACACAAAAAAAAUCACACAAAAUAAAGAAGAAAAUAUACUUUAA
Messenger RNA from Cyprinus carpio (common carp), 1792 nucleotides. RefSeq names its product alcohol dehydrogenase 1-like. The record is from RefSeq and is a predicted model, not a curated record. NCBI's taxonomy places the organism in Eukaryota, Metazoa, Chordata, Actinopteri, Cypriniformes, Cyprinidae. Gene Ontology annotation, biological process: formaldehyde catabolic process. Gene Ontology annotation, molecular function: S-(hydroxymethyl)glutathione dehydrogenase [NAD(P)+] activity; zinc ion binding. Gene Ontology annotation, cellular component: cytosol.